Molecule: messenger RNA, 7077 nt
Organism: Melanotaenia boesemani (Boeseman's rainbowfish)
Lineage: Eukaryota; Metazoa; Chordata; Actinopteri; Atheriniformes; Melanotaeniidae
Gene: psme4a
Product: proteasome activator subunit 4a
Exons: 48
Coding region: 455-5995 (1846 amino acids)
Biological process (GO): proteasomal ubiquitin-independent protein catabolic process
Cellular component (GO): cytosol; spermatoproteasome complex; nucleus
Molecular function (GO): peptidase activator activity; proteasome binding
Source: RefSeq, a predicted model, not a curated record
AUCAGUCGACGUUGACGGUCUUUGGGACGUGACAGUGCUUUUGUAGUAGAAAGCUAACUUUAGCUAAACCGUUAGCUUCCUGUCAGGCUUUUAGGAUUAUAUUGGCCGAAAGAGAUACAUUUCAGUACCAAGGCGUCUUUGGCUCUAAGUUGGGUUUUCGUUAGCCUUUGGGUCUUUAUAAAAUUAAGUUGUUAGUGUUGUGUUUUCUAGUGAAUGGGGCUAAUUUAACUUAAGCUAGAUGGUUAGCUAGCGUGUCAUCAACUUGUGAAUUUCCUAACUUGGCCUCUGCGUGGGCCAUAACAGUCACACUAUUCAUCAGGGAGGGUCGCAAGAGCCGGGUUUCUAGCCCUUUUUUUUUAGCCAGUAGCAUAACCACGAACAACGAGGACCCGAACAAAGUAAAGAAAAACCAAAAUUGCUAUCAUAGUGAAGCUAGUCAAUAUUGAUUUGUAACAUGAAAAAGUCACAGUCUGACACAUUGGGUUUUGUUCCUCAAAAAGACAUAGUUUACAACAAACUUUUGCCGUAUGCGGAUAGACUCGAUGAUGAAUCUAACGAUAUUCUGCACAAAAUAAAAGGUAACUUGGGUCGAGCUGUUCAGUUUAGAGAGAUAUGGCCUGGUGUCCUGUUUUGGACAAGGAAACUUUCCACGUACAUGAGACUGUAUGGGCGGAAGUUCAGCAAAGAAGACCAUGUACUGUUCAUCAAGUUGCUCUAUGAGCUAGUGACGAUCCCCAGACUGGAGAUCAGCAUGAUGCAAGGCCUUGCUCGCCUUCUUAUCAACCUUCUCAAGAAAAGAGAACUACUGUCAAGAGAGGAUCUUGAGCUGCCGUGGAGACCAUUGUAUGAGUUGUAUGACAGGAUUCUUUUCUCAAAGACUGAGCAUCUUGGCCUCAACUGGUUUCCUAAUUCUCCACGGCCUCGUUCUUCUAAACACAUAAUGUUAAAAUUGGUUCAGAGGUGCUCAGUGGAAAGCGUACUGAAAACACUUGUGAAAAGCUGCAGACCAUACUUCUCAGAAAAUGCUACUCAGGAGAUGCUGGACGAGUGGAGACCACUCCUUUGUCCAUUUGAUGUCACCAUGCAAAGAGCAAUUAGCUACUUUGAGCUCUUUUUACCCACAACUCUGCCUCCUGAGCUGCAUCACAAGGGGUUUAAGUUGUGGUUCAAUGAGCUGAUCAACUUAUGGGUAUCUGUGCAAAAUCUCCCAAGCUGGGAAGUUCACCUGGUCAAUCUCUUUGCUCGCUUGGCCAAUGACAACAUUGGCUACAUUGAUUGGGACCCUUUGAUUCCUAAGAUUUUCACAAGAAUUUUGAGGAGUCUAAAUCUUCCAGUGGGGACCAGUCAGAUGAUGGUACCACGGUACAUUACUAAUGCCUAUGACAUCAGCCAUGUGGUGCUUUGGGUGUCAUCCCUCCUGGGAGGACCCAGUAAGCAGGCUCAAGCACAGCUCAGUGGCCUUUUUAACAGUAUCACAUCCUUCUUCCACCCAUCAAACCAUGGCCGCUGGUUGAUGAAGCUCAUGAAGUUGCUUCAACGUCUCCCAGCAAGCGUGGUACGGCGGCUGCACCGAGAGCGUUACAGAAAACCCUCGUGGCUAACACCAAUACCAGACAGCCACAAACUCACAGAGGAGGAUAUCACAGACUUUGUACAGAGCAUGAUGCAGCCGGUGCUGCUUGCCAUGUUCAGCAAGACUGGAAGUCUUGAUGCAGCCCAGGCUCUGCAGAACCUAGCUUUGAUGAGACCCGAGUUGGUCAUUCCCCCUGUGCUUGAGAAAACUUAUCCUGCUCUGGAAACCCUAACAGAGCCUCACCAGCUGACAGCCACUCUGAGCUGCAUGAUUGGUGUGGCUCGGAGCCUAGUGUCAGGUGGGCAGCGCUUUCCUGAAGGACCUACUCACAUGCUGCCCCUGCUCAUGAGAGCUCUGCCAGGCGUAGACCCAAAUGACUUCAGCAAGUGCAUGAUCACAUUCCAGUUCAUUGCUACUUUUGUGACUCUUGUGCCUUUGGUGGACUGUUCGUCUGCCCUACAUGAAAGAACUGAUUUGACAGAGGUGGAAAGAGAGAUGUGCUCUGCAUCAGCUGAGUUUGAAGACUUUGUGCUUCAGUUUAUGGACAGGUGCUUUGCCCUGAUAGACAGCAGCACUCUGGAACAAACUCAGGGGGAAACUGAAACAGAGAAAAUGACUCAUUUGGAGAGUCUGGUGGAGCUCGGGCUGUCCUCCACCUUUAGCACCAUCCUCACACAGUGCUCCUUGGACAUCUUCAAGGUAGCAUUAGAAAAGGUGUUCAACUUUGCCACCACCAACAUCUUUGAGACACGUUUAGCUGGGAGAAUGGUGGCUGACAUGUGUCGAGCUGCUGCUAAGUGUCACCCUGCAGAGUCUCUUAAGAUUUUUGUGCCACACUGUUGCAAUGCCAUAAACCAGAUUGCUGUCAAUGAGGAAGUGUUAAAUGAUGAAGAGCUUGAUAAGGAGUUUUUGUGGAAUCUGCAGCUGCUUUCUGAGGUGUCUCGGGUAGACGGUGACAAGAUUCUGCCCUAUCGGUCUGAACUGGUCCAGAUUUUGCAGUUGACUCUUCACCUCAAGUGUAAGCAGGGUUACACUCUAGCUUGCAACUUGUUGCACCACAUCCUUCGCUCCACUGCCCUCACCUACCCCACAGAGUACUGCAGUGUGCCAGGAGGCUUCCACAAGCCAGUCUGUGACUACCUCCCCAUCAAGGAUUGGGGUCGACCGGGGGACUUGUGGAACUUGGAUAUUCGGUGGCAUGUUCCCAGUGUUGAGGAAACCUCAUUAACUUUUUAUUUGCUGGACCUGAUUCUCCAGCCUGAACUUCAGCGUCUUCAGAGAUUUGCAAAAGGCGAACAGGACAUGAGCAGAGAUGAUGUCCUCCAGAGCCUCACCAUUGUUCAGCACUGUCUCCUGGGAGCAGGGAGUCUGAUGCCUCCACUAAAAGGAGAGCCCAUCCCUGAAUUGGUUCAUAGCAUGGUGAAUCUUGAUGAGACAACGUUAUACACAGGAAUGGAGUAUGAUGAGAGCAGAGAGAACUACAGAGAUGCUAUCUGCAACGUGAUGAGGCAGCUUCUGCAUCAUAUCCUGGAGAACUCUGAAGAUGACACAAAGUCCCUUUUCUCCAUCAUCAAGAUUAUCAGCGACCUUUUACACUUCAAAGGUUCUCACAAGCACGAGUUUGACUCCCGCUGGAAGAGCUUCAACCUUGUGAAGAAAUCAAUGGAAAACAGACUUCACGGCAGAAAACAACACAUCAGAGCGCUGCUAAUUGACAGAGUCAUGCUCCAGCAUGAGCUGAGAAAACUGACUGUGGAAGGAUGUCAGUACAAGAGCAUUCAUCAGGAACUGAUGAGAGAUCUGUUGAGACUUUCCACAAGCACAUAUAGUCAAGUACGCAGCAAAGCUCAGAAUGUGUUGUUCAGUGCGCUGGGAACCUACAACUUCUGCUGCAGAGAUCUGAUCCCCCACGUUCUUGAGUUCAUCAAUCCAGACAACAACAGUGUUACUCAGCAGCAGUUCAAAGGUGCUUUGUACUGCCUUCUGGGGAAUCACAGUGGUGUUUGCCUGGCUAAUCUGCAUGACUGGGAGUGCAUUGUUCUGACAUGGCCUGCAAUUGUACGCUCUGGCCUCAGCUCAGCCAUGUCUCUUGAGAAACCCUCCAUUGUGCGACUCUUUGAUGACCUUGCAGAUAAAAUCCAUCGCCAGUAUGAGACCAUUGGCAUUGACUUCUCUAUCCAUGAUGACUGUUGUGCUGUGGCAAAUCAGCUUAUGACGACUGGAAGUCCUUUUCCUGAAGAACCUGUGCCCUCUGAGACAGAUGCAAAAGAGGGUCUAAAGAGACAAGAGAUAAAGAACUCAGAGUCUGUUGAGAAAUACAAACAGCUCAUUGGUGAUCUGCUGGACUGCCUCAGCAACAGGAACAUGCCUUGGAAGUUUGAGCACAUUGCAAUAGGCUUCCUCUCUUUGCUCUUGAGAGAUGACCACCAGCUUCCAUCUGCAGCUGUUACAUUUUUUGUGAAAAACCUCAACCAUGAUUCCCUCUAUGUCCGUAAGGUGGCGAUAUCAGCUGUGGCUGGGAUCAUGAAACAAAUAAAGAGACCACAUAAGAAAGUUCCUGUCAGCCCCUCUGAGCUUUGUGGAGUAAUUGAGCCUAGCAGAACUGUUGCUGGGGACCGUGCAGACAACCAGUGGCUCCAGUACAACAGCAGCAACCUGCCACACACACAGCAAAGCUGGGAUCAUUGUGUGUUUAUUGAGAAGACUCACUGGGGAUACUACUGCUGGCCAAGAAAGCUGAUGAUGUAUGCAUCUCAGGAAGAGCAGCCCAAACAGAACCUGAGCAGGGAGGAAAUGACAGAGCGGGAACAAAUCAUCUUUGACCAUUUCUCAGACCCAGUGUUCAUUAACCAGUUCAUCGAGUUUCUGUCUCUUGAGGACCGUAAGGGAAAAGACAAGUUCAGCCCUCGCAGAUUCUGUUUGUUCAAGGGAUUGUUCCGUAAUUUUGGUGAUGCCUUUCUGCCUCUGUUGCGGCCACACAUGGAGCGCCUGGUGGCAGAAUCUCAUGAGAGCAAGCAGCGCUGUGUGGCUGAGAUUAUCUCCGGGAUGAUCAGAGGCUGCAAGCACUGGAGCUUCUCCAAGGUUGUGAGCCUUUGGGAGCUGCUGUGUCCUUUGCUUCGAACUGCCCUGUCAAACAUCACAAUAGAAACUUAUGCAGAUUGGGGCACCUGCAUCGCCACAGCUUGUGAGAGCAGAGACCCACGCAAGCUUCACUGGCUGUUUGAGAUGCUAAUGGAGUCUCCAGUCAAUGGAGAAGGGGGCUCUUUUGUUGAUGCCUGUCGUCUCUAUGUGCUUCAGGGAGGUCUAGCCCAACAGGAAUGGCGUGUGCCAGAGCUUCUGCAUAGAUUGCUACAAUACCUAGAACCCAAACUCACACAGGUGUACAAGAACGUACGCGAAAGGAUCGGCAGCGUGCUCACGUACAUCUUCAUGAUUGAUGUCAACUUGCCAUUAACUCAGCCAACCACCUCCCCACGCAUCUCUGACUUUACGGAGCGAAUCCUGUUGAAGUUGAAGCCCUUAACAGAGGGUGAUGAGGAAAUCCAGAACCAUGUGGUUGAGGAGAAUGAGGUGGGGGAGCAAGAUGAGAGGACGCAAGCCAUCAAGUUACUCAAAACGGUGCUAAAGUGGCUGAUUGCAAGUGCUGGUCGCUCUUUCACUACUGCUGUCCCAGAACAACUACGGCUGCUUCCUCUUCUCUUCAAGAUUGCUCCAGUUGAGAACGACGAUAGUUACGAUGAACUUAAGAGGGAUGCAAAGACCUGUCUGUCUCUGAUGUCUCAGGGACUCCUCUACACAGAUCAGAUCCCAAUGGUCCUCACUGUACUGAGAGAGAUUGCUGGCAGUGGCUCCUGGCAUGCCCGAUACACGGUGCUCACAUACCUCCAGAUCAUGGUUUUUUACAACCUCUUCACAUUCAUGAGUGACCUGAAGGCAGUGAAUGAAGUGCGUGCACUUGUGUUAAAACUCUUGGAGGAUGAACAGCUUGAGGUACGAGAAAUGGCUGCCACUACUCUCAGUGGCUUCCUUCAGUGCAAUUUCCUGUCCAUGGAUGCCCCCAUGCAGGGACAUUUUGAGGCUCUAUGUAAAACAUGCUUACCUAAGAAGAGGAAAAGGGAGCUUGGGACUGUAGUGGACACCAUACCCUCUGCCGACCUGGUGCGUCGCCAUGCAGGUGUACUCGGGUUGAGUGCUUGUAUUCUCUCUAGCCCAUAUGAUGUACCCACCUGGAUGCCUCAGCUAUUGAUGGACCUAAGCGCUCACCUCAAUGACACACAACCCAUUGAAAUGACCGUAAAGAAAACCCUGUCAAACUUCCGAAGGACUCACCAUGACAACUGGCAACAACAUAAGCAGCAGUUCACAGACGAUCAGCUGCUGGUCCUUACAGACCUGCUGGUCUCGCCCUGUUACUAUGCCUAAAACCUGUUGGGCAUAACCCCAGAUUACACAAACACCAGCUUGGGGACCAGAGACCCCAGUUCCUGACUGAAUAAAAAUACCGUAUCCACACAGACCCCGAGGAAGAGAAGUGGCCCUCAGAAGAACUGCAUUGUGGCUCUCUGAAGAAUUAAGUUGUUGUGUAUUUAUGUGUCUAGCUCAUUUACAUUUAUACUAUACUUAAUAUUUAAGGAUCAAUCAUGGCAGGUAGGAAUGACCUGCAGUUUGUAACAUUACUGUACAGAUUUAUUUUUCUUUUUGUUUGUUUUUUUCCCCCAUUUGUGGCUUGUUCAUGUGCAUGUUCACAGGUAUGCGUGCGUGUUUAUGGAAUGCUUGAUGAUAUCUGCUGGUGUCCCACACAUUUCUCAGGAUUAUAUCCCCAGUAUCUGCUCUGAGCCAGCACAGUGUCCAAUGCAGGACAUACUCUUUAGUAUAUUCCAUUAGCAAAAACCUUGCUACAAGCCACAGAGAAUUGACUGUUAAUCAGCAGUCUUUUUAAGUUAGACUUAAAUUUGCAACACGUUUGUCUGAUUGAUCUAUGAUUAUAUACAUCACGUGUAUACAUCAUAGCUUAGCAAAUAUAAGCAAACUCAUUUAUUUAUUUGCUUUUUGAAGUGCUGAAGAUUUUUUUCUCCAUUGUGUUUAUCUAAGAUAAUGUAGAUGGCUGAGCUUUAGAAAUGGAGUUUAUUUUCAUUUUGCAAAGAAAGGGAGAGCGCAAGCUCCCCGCUGCUGUGCUGUAUGAAGCUUUUGUUCAGAGGACCUGAGCACAUUUGGAUCCCCAUGUCGUGUCUGGGUGCACAAAAAACAAACAAACUAAAAAAAUUUAAAUAAAAUUGCCUAUCCAUAACUGUGACCUCUCCCCUCUUAGUGCAGAUAUAUUUGAUACUUUGAGAACCCACUGAGAUGACAUUAAAUUGCAUUGGUUUGUGUAUGUAUUUCCCUGGUGACUUGAAACCAGUCUGAGCAUCAACACAUUUUAGUACCUCACUUACAAAUAGUGUAGUGCCAAAACUGCAGUGAUAUUUUUUGUCCCUCUUUUUUUUUUUUUUUUUUUUUUUUUUUUU